AUGCUCAUUCGAGCAACCCUUCUGCUUGCAGCUGCUGUCGUUGUAGUGCUGGGCACAAAGAGCGCCAAUGACAAACUGAAGGAAUGCUGCAAAAGCCUCAAGGAGGCCGACAAAGACUGUGUUAACAAAUUCUGCGACUUCAAAGCAAUUUCACAAACAAAUUCUAAAGGUGUCGAAGGUAAAUGCUUAGAGUACUGCGCUGCGCAAGAUGGUGUGCCUACCAACUACCUUGACUAUCUGUUUUGCGUUGAAUCAUUUAAUGAGAUCCGCGACUGUUUCAUGGAUCAUUUGGAGAAGAAUCCUGCCUUUAAGAAGAAGUACUGA
Molecule: messenger RNA, 324 nt
Organism: Angiostrongylus costaricensis
Lineage: Eukaryota; Metazoa; Nematoda; Chromadorea; Rhabditida; Metastrongylidae
Source: the annotation of a GenBank genome assembly